CGAGGCAGUUCGGUAGGGAACUGGCGAACGUGAAAAGAAGGAAAUAAAGCGGCAAGCAAAAAGCAGAGUCUUAAGCGAUUGUUACAAUCGAUGAGAGGUAGAUAGCUAAUUACGUUAAUGUUACACGUCUCGCAAAGAACAUCGAGGUUUAUUGUUUAUCUUAGAGGGAAGCUCGAAGGUCUUUUAUAGCAAACUUAGCUGACGUUAGCUUGCUCACUGGCUUUCUUCCGCAGGGUUUUCUCGCCUACGUUUCGCUUGUGGAGCCGAUCGAAAAUAAUUACACAGAACAUCUUGAGUUAAACAGGAAAAAUGGCUUGUAUUUCAUCGUUUGACCUGGAUUCCACUUCUUAUUUCUGCUUGUCCUCCUCGUCUAGUUUCUGCUUUCUUUCUCUCCCUGUGGCAUCCGUCGUAACGAAGCAUACUACUCAAAAUAAGCCUGGUCACCCUCAGCGAAAUGACACCAAUAUGAACGCCGCGAUCGCCGGGAACAACAUGGAUGAUGAUGUGCACUGGGUUACGAAGAGAGCUAGCCGGUAUGUCACCCUGGGUGAUUGCUAAACGAAAAUGGACAUUCUGGUGGCUGAAAAACCGAGGAGUGGGGUGCAAAUUACGGACAAUGGUCUGAACUGCAACCGAGGACCAGGUUAGCUGUAACUGCAUGUUUAGGUAGCUAGCUAGCGAGCUGUCAUAGUAUUAUUUUCACAAGGUUGUGAAAUCUCGAUAGGUGGGGGGCUAGUUAGCUAUCAAGUUAGCGAGGGAGCUACGGAAGAAAUAUUUAUUUUAUUUAACUAAUUCAGAAGGAGUAUAUCAUAUUUAGAUAUCUGUAUAUUUUUUAUUUUUGCACUCGUAACGCUAGCUAUCCCCAGUAAGAUUAGCGGGAUAGCUAGCUAGCUAACUUGAUUUUCUCAUUUUUAUCCCGAAUGCACGUGCCAGCGAAACAUAUGUGGUCUAUUUUUUUAAAACCAACUGUAGCCACUGCUUGGGUCUUUUGUCAGUUUCCUUAGGGUUGAAUCUAAAAAGUCAGGAUGUUUAGGGGUAUCAAUUCAGAGGGACUGUAUUCAAAAGAGGACGCUUCGCCGGCUACGCGAGCCGGCCUUAGCGUGACCUCCCUCAGACAUAGUAACCAGGAGAGCUCGUGGAUUGGUAUUCUCUCCGUGGUUUCUAGGCCUGCGAUCUCUUUCUUGCAAAAGUAUUUACCGGGAAGAUCUCGGACGUCUCCUCCGUCAGAUGGUGUAUCUGGCUGGGUAAAUGGAGACAUUAAAAGAAACUUCAACGGGGAAAAUGCGUUUUUACAACAGCUUGAUUUUAUGCCUGCUGCCGAACACCAUCUUACCUACCUACACUACCAGCAUGAAGCUGCUGCUGGUUUUGGCGCUUCGACGUCGGAGCCUCUCAGUUGGCUGAGCGCUGACUCUCUCCGAGAGUUAGGAAUUCACAGUAAUGCCGACUUGGAAGUAAAUAUGAGACAGCAAACAUCUCCAGUGGGAUAUCUCGCAGCAGUGAAAAAUUUCCUUAGUCAAGUUUUGGUGAACGCAGUUUCAGUGCAGGAUGUAAGAAGUGCAGAACACGGGCAAGGCUUAGGCAGGGACGGUUGGCCGUCAGACUCAGUAGCUGCGCGAGUAAAGAGCAACUGGUGGUGGGGUGGCAUUUGGGGAUCUGAUGACAGUUCCCAAGGAUGGCUGUCAAAUUUGUCAUGGAGAGCAUGUUCGGGGGCAUCAGCUCAGCAUUGUGGACAAAAUGACAGCGGUAGCCACUGUCAGCACGCAGAGACUGGUGCUGCGGCCGGCGUUGCCAAGCCAACCGAACUGUUUGAACAGCGCGACUAUGGACAGUCAAUGCACGUCGAAAACGCUGGACCCUCCUGUCACAAAGGACAGCCAGAUAGCAGUAGCUCUCAAAGGGCCAGGCCAGAAUCUCUUCCGAGCACAGAAAAGCCUCUGUUAGAUUAUCAGCCUAUUUGUCACCACCUUGUCAGCGCAAGAGCUGCCACCGCCUGCAGUGAGGUGGCGGUUCUUACCCCAGACCAGGACAAUGGCUACUCUAGUUUGGAGGAAGAGCACUCAAACUCCAGGAUGCACAUAGUGGAGCCUCCCUGUCCUGAGCCGGGCUGUUCGGAGGCCAGAGAAGGGACUGAGGAGCCAGUGCGUUCCGGAGAGGGUAGCGAGAGCGAGGAGGCAGGUGCGGAGCUCCCAGAUCUGGAGACCGGCUCCGUCGGGAGAGAAGUGGGAGAAGAAGAGGGAUCGGAGAGCUCGGACCUCUCGGACUCUGAGGAGGACGCGGAGCCGGAGACCCCGUCCCAGCCCUUCCUGCAGACGCCCAUGUGCCAGAACAAGGUCAUCGCCUACAUCAUGGGCAGCCCCUGCAGUGAAGACAGCGAGUCAGAGCCCGGGGAAGACAGCGACUGGGGCAGCGAGGACGACGACGGCUUCGACAGCGAGGGCUCGUCCGACUUCUCCGACUCGGAGGACCUGAACGAGGAGGAGGAGGAGGAGGAGGAGGGAGAAGAGGGGAAGGAGUCAGACACGGAGGAGGCAGACGCCGAAGUCGAGCGGCUGUGGAACUCGCUGUGCCAAAGCAGGGACCCCUACAACCCCCGCAACUUCACCGCCCCCCUCCAGACGGCGCCCCGCCCGAGCGCUCCCGCCGUGGAGCCGCAGCGGGGCGACGGGGCCCGGGCGGAGACCCCCUCCACCCCCGCCUCCACCCCCCUCAGCUCCCCGUCCUCCUCCCCCAGGCCCCUCGUGCUGGAAGAGGAGUCCUGGGAGGAGGCCAGCGAAGCGGACGAGGCAGAGAGCCUGAGGCUGUGGAACUCCUUCAGCUCCGCGUCGGACCCCUACAGCCUCCUCAACUUCCAGGCCCCCCUCAGGACUCGAGAGGCAGCGAGAGGCUGCGGUCGGAGGCCGCCCCCCUCGUCCCGCCGCGUGAGGCUGGAGGCAGAAGAGCGGCUCGACAGCGGCUUCUCCGAGGCCGCCCCCACCUCAGACCAGAUCGGCGCCAGCUGUGCCAAGCUGAGAAAGGUGAGGUUUGUGGAGGAGGUAGAGGAGUUCUAUGCCAGCAGUGACGAAGACCGGCGGGGCCCGUGGGAGGAGUUUGCCCGCGACCGCUGCCGGUUCCUUCGCCGCGUGCAGGAGACAGAGGACGCCAUUGGCUACUGCCUGGCCCCCACCUUCCGCCUUGUGAUCUUUGAGAGACUGUACCAGAGUUGCUGAGUGUUACUUUUUUGUUGUUUUGAUUUGUUUAAUUAACAUGAAUUAAUAACAAUGGGGAAAAAAAAUCUUCGUAGAUUCAUUCAGGGUGACAAGAGGCCAGAAACAUACCGGUAGCUCAAAGUCUAAGGGCUCAUUAGUCAUUAUCCAAGGAAACUUGCCUGAACCAGGCGAACAUUUCACUUGAGUUGUAUGUUAACAGUACUUCUCUGUGGUGAUCUGUGGUGUGUUGACCGGAAUCCGGAAUGGUAUAUGUUCACAGCCCCCACCCUCACCCCCACCCCACUUUGUGUGUAGCUCACACUGCUAUAAUACUGUCAAUCUUUUUUUAUUUUCCUUUUUUUAAAUAACCACCUCUGCUACUCUGUAGAAACGAUCCAGGCAACAACCUCUGCAUUCUAUUUCAUGCUAAGUUCAUUUAACCUGUUCUUCACCCCCCAGUAAAAGGGUUUACCACAGGAGCCAGAAAAUACAUAUUGCGGGAUGUGACACUCCUCAUUCCUGCAGGAUUAGUCCAGAGCAUGUUUUUUGGAGUGGAAACCUCACUUGUCCCAGGGUAGGUAUUGGGGUUUACAAGACCACUCUCUGCAGAUGAAUAGUAUUGGUUUGACUGUUGGUAGGGCUCAGGCUCUACCAUACAUGCACUACCAUAAUUGGGUACUAAUCCUGUCAUUUUAAUCUAAACCGUACUGGCAGAGUAUUGGGAUCAAAUGCAGUGGCGCGAGUGAAGACUUCCCCAUUGCCUUCAACUGAUAAGGUGAUUAAUUCGAGAACACCAGAUGUAUUUAUAGUUGUAUUAACUGUAAAGCCAAAGAUGAAGCACUUGCGGAAUCCCAGAAACUAUACUUCUUAUUCCUCAGUAUUUUAAUGUGCGGAAAGCAGGGGAGUGUGGCUCCAGCCUUUCACAGUAAUUAACUUCUCCCUUUGUAGCUCGGCUCUGCUUAAAUACGAACGCGCUAUAUAUACACGUAUUCUUAGCCUGGGUUCUGAGCAGAGCUUAUUUCAUCAUCUAUUUGUGUGCGUGGGUGAUUAUCGGUAAGGGGUCUAAGUGACUUUAAAACAUUUGCAUGAACCUGUUCUUGAGAGUCCCUCAUUUUCACCCUUAACAGUCACAUACAUUUAAUUCAUUCUUCUGUGUGGUACUUGCAUUGUGAUGGUAUAUAUAUCCAGGGGACUUGUUUCGCGGUCUGCCAUGAUUGGAGCAGACGUGGUCACAUGGGGGAGACCUCCAGCGUGAGGUGGACUGAAAAAGGAGCACACCGUUCUGGAAACCUUUUAGUCUUUAGGAGAUUGAUAUGUUUGAAUAUUAUCGCAGCAUAAAACUAAUUGAUGUUGAGUCAGUACUAUUACAUU
Molecule: messenger RNA, 4559 nt
Organism: Megalops cyprinoides (Indo-Pacific tarpon)
Lineage: Eukaryota; Metazoa; Chordata; Actinopteri; Elopiformes; Megalopidae
Gene: ppp1r15b
Product: protein phosphatase 1 regulatory subunit 15B
Exons: 2
Coding region: 1026-3209 (727 amino acids)
Biological process (GO): response to endoplasmic reticulum stress
Cellular component (GO): endoplasmic reticulum; protein phosphatase type 1 complex
Molecular function (GO): protein phosphatase regulator activity
Source: RefSeq, a predicted model, not a curated record